AUGGUUAAUUUUACGGGUGAAAACUCCGGUAUUAUCGAAUUAACGACGGCUGGCUUGAAUGGGACAACUGAAAAUACUAACAAGAAGGAUGAUCCGCGAGACGAAUAUUUGGCAAGUUGGGAAAUCGCGACACUGGCGGCGAUGUUCCUUGCGGCUCUGGCUGGAAAUUCUUUGGUGCUGCUCGCCAUUUAUCUCAGGAGAUACGAUGCUCCCAAGAAGAACCUUACAAGAAUGCACCUCUUUAUUCUACAUCUUAGCGUAGCAGACCUAUUGACGGCAAUUCUAAACGUAUUCCCACAGCUCGCCUGGGAGAUUACCUUCAGGUAUAACAAUAUAAAUUACACGGCUUCGAUAAUUCACACAACGGGUUUCUAUCUUACAAGGCGGAUCCGUUACAGGUUUCAAGGUGGGCCGAUUCUUUGCAAAUUAGUCAAGUUCGGUCAACCGCUUGGCCCUUACUCGAGCUCGUACAUUUUGACGGCAACGGCACUGGACAGAUAUAAAGCAGUUUGCCAUCCGCUCGCCUAUUCCAGCUUUACGUCCAGGAGGUCGAAAAUUACGGUUUGCCUCGCAUGGUCUUUGUCCUUGGCUUUCUGCAUACCGCAGUUGAUUGUGUUUUCGUACCAAGAGGUCUCGCCGGAUAUUUGGGACUGCUGGGCUACCUUUAACCCACCGUCCGGUGAACGAGCAUACGUAACAUGGUACAGCAUAUCAAUAUUUAUACUGCCGCUACUGGUCCUCGUCUAUACCUACGCUUCUAUAUGCUUUGCGGUAUGGAAUAAUACCGGAAUCAUCGGAGAGGCACGCGAUACGAACGGUGGUCCGCUUCGCCAGCGGGCAAUCAUCUCCCGUGCAAAAAUAAACUCGAUCAAACAAAUGAUUGCCGUCAUUAGCUUCUACGCUGUUUCCAGCAGUCCGUUCAUCGCGUCUUUGCUUUGGGUAACUUGGGAUCGGAAUGCCCCAACAUCACCCUACUUUGACGGUGCCGCAUUUGCCAUCCUCACUCUGAUGAGUAGCUUGAACAGCUGCGUCAAUCCGUGGAUAUAUCUUGCGUUGAAUCGCGAACUCUGGCGGGCCUUGACCGACCGCGUUUGCCUCUCAAGAAGUAAUCGGGACGAAAAUCGGAAGAAUUGUCGUAAAUCUGGUGAACACGUACCUGUGUCGACGAUCACAGACGUAGGUGCAAUGGGUUCCUCGACAGUUGUUGCGGGUCGUCGAUGUUGUUGCUGUCGAUGAUGCUGCUGCUGCUGCUGCUGCUGCUGUUGCUUCUUAUUCUCAUCCAAGUCCAGGAGAACUGGAGAUUUCAAACUACUCUCAUCUGUAGUUUCGUCUGUCGUCUGUUACCAGAUAUUAUCAAAUUGUACCGUUACGCCAAAUGAUUAGACAGAACAUCGGUCUUACUGUGUUGUUGAGGCUUUAACUUUGA
Messenger RNA from Neodiprion fabricii, 1426 nucleotides. Its product is annotated as cephalotocin receptor 1-like. The transcript has 5 exons. NCBI's taxonomy places the organism in Eukaryota, Metazoa, Arthropoda, Insecta, Hymenoptera, Diprionidae. Gene Ontology annotation, biological process: G protein-coupled receptor signaling pathway. Gene Ontology annotation, molecular function: vasopressin receptor activity; peptide binding. The coding region runs from base 1 to 1236 and encodes 411 amino acids. Gene Ontology annotation, cellular component: membrane. The record is from RefSeq and is a predicted model, not a curated record.